CUCCUUGCCCGGCUUGAAGGCAGAAGCUCCCUGAAAGAACUAGAACCCAACCUGUUUGCUGAUGAAGAUUCACCAGUACAUGGUGAUGUUCUUGAAUUUCAUGGUCCAGAAGGAACAGGAAAAACAGAAAUGCUUUAUCAUUUAACAGCCCGAUGUAUACUUCCAAAAUCAGAGGGUGGACUGCAAAUAGAAGUCUUAUUUAUUGACACAGAUUACCACUUUGACAUGCUCCGGCUUGUGACAGUGCUCGAGCACAGACUGUCUCGAAGCUCCGAGGAGACCAUCAAGCUCUGCCUGGGAAGAUUGUUCCUGGCCUACUGCAGCAGCAGCUUGCAGCUACUGCUCACGCUGCACUCACUGGAAGCCCUGUUCUGUAGUCACCCCUCUCUCUGCCUUCUCAUUGUGGAUAGCCUGUCGGCUUUUUACUGGACAGACCGCGCCAGUGGAGGAGAGAGUGUGGCCCUGCAGGAAUCCACUCUGAAGAAGUGUUCUCAGCUCCUAGAGAGGCUUGUCACUGAGUACCGCUUGGUGCUUUUCACAACAACACAAAGUCUAAUGCAGAAAGCCUCUGACUCAGCGGAGCAGCCUGCUUCCUCCAAGCUCCCAGGUGACGGAGACACAGACUACAGAGCCUAUCUCUGCAAGGCCUGGCAGAAGGUGGUGAAGCACAGAGUCAUCUUCUCCAGAGAGGACGAGGCUAAGAGCAGCCGCUUCUCAUUAGUUUCACGUCAUUUAAAAAGUAACAGUUUAAAAAAACAUGCUUUUAUGAUCAGAGAAAGUGGGGUGGAAUUCUGUUGAUCUCUAUCAUCAAAAGGGCUUUUGAGAACCCCAAGGCAAGUCUUAAAAAGUCUUCUAUAGGCUAAAGUGGUUUGAUUCUAAAGUUUUAUUCUGGGCAAACUCAAAGCUGCUCUGUCCCUUUAGGCUGUGGAAGGUCACUCAGCGCAGCUUCCCCUGGCUUGCUCUAUCUGCUUCCUUAUAGAACCCAGGGAUUGCCCCACCCAUAGUGGGCUGGGACCUCCCACAUCGGUCAGUAAUGAAGAAAAUGCCUUACUAGCUUGCCUACAGCACAAUCUUUUGGAGAAAUUUUCUCAACUGGGCUCCCUUACCUCUGAUGACUGUAGCUUGUUUCACAGUGACAUAAAACGCAACAGCACAGAGGUGUAGGACGAAGGCUUUAGAAAACUCUGUUAGGUAUCUUCACUCAAGGAAAAGUUAGCAUUCGAUGCUCAGGCCGACCGUCACAAAUAUAUCUUGAGUUUCCCUGUGAUGAAGUGGUUGUAUUCUUGUAGACUUGUUCAUUUAUGUUACCAGAGGUUUAUGAGUUAAAAGCAUCUUGUAGAGAAGCAGAGACUGAAUUUCUUCAUUACAAAGGCAGUGAUAGAACUUGCUGUCUGUGCUCUCCCUGUGUCCCUGGGCCUGCCUCCUGUGGGCAGGGUGGGCAGCUGCAGUAAUGCUUCACUCAGUGUAUCAUCUUCCUCAGUCAGUUCUUCUCACAGAGCCAGGUAGGAUCCUUUCCCUCAUCAAUGAGAAAACUCUUUUUUUUUUUUUUUUUUGACCCAUGGUCUCACUGUGUAGCUCUAGCUGACCUGGAACUCUAUAUAAUCCAGGCUGGCCUCCUAAGUGCUGGUAUUAAAGACGUGCACCACUGUAUCUUCCUGGCUCAUUAAUACAGUUUUUAAAAUAUCUAUGAAAUUAAAAUGCAAAUGUAUAAUUUCCACCUUCCCUUUCCACCAACUCCUCCGGUGUAUACCACCAUUCUUGGUCUCUGAAUUUCUUUGUGGCUUUUAGUCUCUUUUUUUUAAUUGUUUUACACACACACACACACACACACACACACACACACACACCACUCAGUCCUUAUAACCUUACUUGUCUGUAUGUUUUUAGAACUGACUACUUGGUAUCAGAUAGCCAAUAGGAGUGCUGUUUCCUGGGAAAGACUGACUUCUGCUCUCAGCAAUCUUCAGUUGCCCAUAGUUUUUUUUUGUCUAGGGUUGAGGACCCGUGAGGUCUCUCCCUUCCACGUUAGCACGUUCAUUGGUGGUAUCAUUGUUCCAGUUUUGUUGAGCCUUCCUGGGUGUGGCCUUCCUGACGUUUCUAGGAGACAAAUCUCACGGCAGACUUCCUGGUGAAAGUGAGGAUGUAAUUAUUUCACUAGACCCAAGAUAAAUGAUAAAUGGGUGUUUAUUAGGGAACAAUUACACAGAAAAAUACGAAGAACCGUGGGAGCAUUUCCCAGCCCUUCCUACCACCAGAAAGAGCGAGUGAAGGAAAGCCACGCCUCAAGCUUCCCUCCUGCUUCCAUCCACAUGAAGCCACAACCAAAGCGGUGUGGCCACCAUUGCAGGUUCACAGACCAGAAGCCUACAUCCUGGUCCUGUGACCCUCACAGUCUUCCUCUUCUGGGAUGUCCCCUGAGCCUUGGGUGCAGGAGUUAUGUUACUGAUAGAUGAGUUGGAACAAGGCACCCCACGAUCACUCAUUCUCUUCAUUUUGAUGCCUUGUGCUUUUCUGUAGUGGUCUCUGUUACAAAGAGUUUCUUUGUUGAGGGGCAAGAACUGAACUUUUUGUAUUUACAAUGCAGGUAGGAAUUAUCCUGGUUUAAUAAAGUGGUGGCUUAUUAAUAUAGCUUUAAA
Cricetulus griseus (Chinese hamster) is the source of this 2636-nucleotide messenger RNA. Lineage: Eukaryota; Metazoa; Chordata; Mammalia; Rodentia; Cricetidae. The record is from RefSeq and is a predicted model, not a curated record.